Molecule: messenger RNA, 882 nt
Organism: Pollicipes pollicipes
Lineage: Eukaryota; Metazoa; Arthropoda; Thecostraca; Pollicipedomorpha; Pollicipedidae
Exons: 3
Coding region: 1-882 (293 amino acids)
Cellular component (GO): chitin-based extracellular matrix
Molecular function (GO): structural constituent of chitin-based larval cuticle
Source: RefSeq, a predicted model, not a curated record
AUGCAUCACGAUAAACACAGUUGGUUAAGUGGCCGGGGCGUUUGCUUCGCUGCCAACGCCCCGGCCGGCUUCCGCUCGCACGACGACGGUCUCAGCACCAAAUUCGACGGCAAAAUGCCCGUCUUUCCUAUUAAGGGCUCGUUUAGUUACGUGGACCUCAAUGGUGUGAAACAGACGGUCGACUACGUUGUGGACGAGUCUGGCUACCGCGUGUCUGGCACCAACCUGCCGGCGUCUGCCGUCACCGACGUGAAGGCGCUCGCCAAGACUACUGCUACCAAGAGUGGCUACCGCAAGAAACGCAGCGCUCUGCCGAUCAGCGAUACCCCUGAGGGAGCCGCCGCCAAGGCUGAGUCAACGGUGUCAGCAGCCCAAUUCUACGGUAAAAUCCCCGUCUUUCCUAUCGUCGGCUCGUUUAGUUACGCCGACCUCAAUGGUGUGAAACAGACAGUGGACUAUGUUGUGGACGAGUUUGGGUACCACGUGUCUGGCACCAACCUGCCGGCGGCUGCCGUCACCGACUACGUCCUGCCCUACAGCGGCCAGACCCACUCGGUACAACCGGACGCCUCCAGAUACUCGACCAACUUGGCCGCGUCCAAGUACGCUUUUGCCGCCUAUAACGACUUCGCUGCCAACGCCCCGGCCGGUGUCCACCCCCAGGUCGACGGUGUCAGCACCCAAUUCGACGGUGAAAUUCCCGUCUUUCCUAUCGUUGGCUCGUUUAGUUACGCCGACCUCAAUGGUGUGAAACAGACGGUCGACUAUGUUGUGGACGAGUUUGGCUGCCAUGUGUCUGGCACCAACCUGCCGGCGGCUGCCGCCACCGGCGUGAAGAGGCCCACCGACGCUGGUGCUACCAACAGUGGCUACCGCAAAUAA